Messenger RNA from Papilio xuthus (Asian swallowtail), 948 nucleotides. RefSeq names its product lipopolysaccharide-induced tumor necrosis factor-alpha factor homolog. Bases 211 to 762 code for a protein of 183 amino acids. Gene Ontology annotation, molecular function: zinc ion binding. The record is from RefSeq and is a predicted model, not a curated record. Lineage: Eukaryota; Metazoa; Arthropoda; Insecta; Lepidoptera; Papilionidae. The transcript has 3 exons.
AAAUUAAACAGAGCGAGAUAAAUAUACAAAGUGUAAGGUAAUACGUAUAAAUGUACCAGUUAUCAUUUAUCUUAUCAUAGUUUCAGUAAUCUCUAGCCAGUGUUGGUACAGAAACAAUUUUAUCGACUGACAAGAGUUUGUUUGUGAGUGCGUUAAUAAAACUGUGUAUCAAUAUUUUACUAGAAAUCGACAAUUUUGGCAAAUGUUAUAAUGCAAUCGAGUAGUGGAUCUAAGAACGAGACUAGCGUUUACAAUGGUACGGAUACCUUCCAACAACCACCGACCGCUCCACCACCAUAUCCUGGGCUUCCGAACCCCGAACCACCGAACCCGGGGCCACCAAACCCAGGACCACCGUACCCUGGGACACAGCACCCGGGGCCUUAUUACCCUGGUACACAGUAUCCAGGCUCACAAUACCCUGGACCACAGUACCACGGGCAACCGCAGUCAGAACCAACACCAUACCCUCGUGUGGUACAAGGACCAAAUGUGGUACAUGUACAGCCUGUGAUACCGACUGUGGUGGUAGGACAUCGGAUGGGUCCCAAUUCGACGGCCUUCGUGUGUAAAUCCUGCAACCAUCAGAUUGUCACUCGCGUGGAACGUAAUGCUUCGCUAAGAACUCACUUGGUGGCGCUGUUUUUGUGUUUUGUCGGAUGUUGGCCGUUUGCUUGUUUGCCGUAUUGCAUUGAUUCCUGUAACAAUGCCGAUCACUAUUGUACGAACUGUGGCGCAUAUAUUGGAUCAUACACAGGCUGAAAGAUGACCAAUUCAAAAACCAUAUUAUGGAACUUACAAUAAUUUAAAAUAACAAAUAUGUGUUUGAUGUAUUUUAAAUUAAAAUAAAUACACAUUUGUCGCAGUUAAUAAUUGCAGAAAUGUGUAUAAUAUAUAAUUAAAAUAUUCGAAUUAAAUACGUAAAAUUUCAAUUGAUUCAACAAAUAU